Messenger RNA from Limulus polyphemus (Atlantic horseshoe crab), 1308 nucleotides. RefSeq lists its product as uncharacterized. NCBI's taxonomy places the organism in Eukaryota, Metazoa, Arthropoda, Merostomata, Xiphosura, Limulidae. The transcript has 2 exons. The coding region runs from base 245 to 985 and encodes 246 amino acids. The record is from RefSeq and is a predicted model, not a curated record.
AUAUAUAUAGCUGUGUAUGUGUGCACUAAGAACUUCUGUAGUGUUCAUCCAAACUUCUCUGACCGGAAUCCGAGCAGUACCGAUUCUUCGUGAGAACUCACCUGCAGACUGAAGCCACAGAAGCUCGAUACCCUCGAGAAGCUUGAGACCCAACUCUUCAUCAGUAAAAUUAUUAUUAUCUUCUAAUUUCUACCUUUCCAGAUAACGAAACAAAAACAGAACGUCCAGUAGCUUGUAAAGAAGAAUGAGGAGACGUUUCAAAAGUAUCCUUAUCACGUUACUCUUUGUUUACUCUCUAGAUGAGGCAUCUAGUUCUAUUAGAGAAGAGAAUGAUGUGACGCCUGCAAGCCGAGAUCCUGUCAAGCGACCUAUUGGAACCCUUAUAGAGAAUGACCAAUUACCCAAAACACAUAACGGCAACAACGCUCCAUCUCUAGCUGAGGCCACUAAUGACAAGAUACUUCAUUUCUUGGAAGAGAAGGCUUUGGAACGUUUGCUCUCAGAGUUCACACUUAAACGUAGCUCGAAACCAGCAGAAAAACGAAAUAUUGCGCACUUGGCUCGAAAGGGUUGGUUAACCACUUUGAGGGCGUAUAGGCCGACUCGUCCUCCUCCUAAAAAUCGCUAUUCUCAGAGAAUUUACCGGUACAACUGGAAAAGAGAGAUGCUGCCAUCUGGAGACGAACCAGCUAAUUUUAAAGAAAACGGCUCUUUCUUUAAAGAUUAUGUUGAACUAAAUGAUGACGAAUGUAUUGAAACAGGUGAUGCACUUGAGCCCGACUUAUUAACCAAGAGAAACAUCGGUGCUCUUGCUCGAUCUGGUAAACUACCCCGCUCGCACGGCAGCACAAACUGGUGGGAGCUGAAAAGAGACAACUACGUCACUCCUGUUCGUCGCUUUUUUCUCGUUAUUCCAAAUGACCAACUUUCAAUUAAACACCAACUUACAGGCAUUCAAGAAAAAAAAUGUAAAACUGUCCGUUAAAACCAGGUGAAAAAAUGUGUCCCGUUUCGUCGGUUCUCAUAUAGAAGAUGUUUCCAAAUAAAAGCGUCAUUUAUUGAACAGUUGUUUCAAUAAUGAAGACCCUUAUCAUGUAAUCUCCAAUGAUUUAUCGUUUGCUCUUCCCAGUCAUACUAUUAUGUAUAACGCAGAAAAUAACACAAAACUAGCACCGUACUUAAUAUUUAAUAAUAUCUAAGUUAUAGUUAUGUUUUGUUACAGUGAUUUGAAUGUGUAGUAUCAAGAAUCGUUGUAUUGUUGCUUAUUGAUACCAUAAGGCAAAUAAAUCUUCAAGGUAAUAGUCAGCA